Phytophthora sojae is the source of this 1320-nucleotide messenger RNA. RefSeq lists its product as hypothetical. NCBI's taxonomy places the organism in Eukaryota, Oomycota, Peronosporomycetes, Peronosporales, Peronosporaceae. The record is from RefSeq and is a predicted model, not a curated record. Gene Ontology annotation, molecular function: protein kinase activity; ATP binding. The transcript has 4 exons. Gene Ontology annotation, biological process: protein phosphorylation. The coding region runs from base 1 to 1320 and encodes 439 amino acids.
AUGUACGUGUCACUAUCUUAUACCGCUUGCUCUUGUGCCUCCAAAAAGGAUGAGGGCGUGCUAAGCUCUAUCGAAAUUGGAGAAGUUGGAGAGCUACAGUUGCCUGCGAAAGCAAACGAAAGCUAUGAGAUUUCAAGGUUCUUUCCCGUCAUCAGACGCCAGCACAAAGGCUCUCAAUCUCCAUGUGUACUGCUCACUGCAGGCAAAGUCAAACUGUGGAUUCGCGUUGAGAAACCUGCUGCCGCUUGUACUGUUGUGCAACCAGAAAUUCCUAAACGACCACCAUUCGCGCUACCAACGAACUUUGGAGAAGCACUCCAGCUGAAGCGUAAGCAACUAAAAGCUACCGUUGUACCGGAAGGCAGUGCACAAAAAAUGAGCAAGCACCAAGCGUCCCAGGCUGACGCUGUCAUCGCAAUAGAGCUGAUGAAGGAGAUCGCAGUGGAGACAGCACCUGACCAGAUUGGUGAAAACGAUCUGAAAGUAGAAGGGCGGGUCGGAGAAGGCAUUCACUCUUGUGUUCGUCUCGGGGCCUUACGUCGGAGCAACACUGACAGCACUCGGCCGGUGGCGGUAAAGGAGUUCCGGCACCAGCAUGCAGUUCCCCCUGUCAGCGUACUCCGCGCUUUUAUUCUUGAAUACCGGAUUCUAGCGAGGUGCCGCGUCGAGGGCGGCCACCAACACAUUGUGGAGCUGCUCGGUGUAACGGUGGCGCCUCGCUUGAUCAUCCUGAUGGAAUAUUUUGACCGCGGCAGUCUGGCUCAGUGUUUGCAGGAUGAGGCUGCAUGGGGACGACUGCCGAUCAAGCAGGUAUCUUUGGUUGGAUUGAAAAUUGCGCGUGGCAUCGCAUGGCUGCACAAGCACGACAUGAUUCACCGCGACAUCAAAAGUCACAAUAUCAUCAUCAGCGGCGAUCUUACGAGGCCAAGCCCAUCAGUGAAGAUCGGCGACUUGGGUAGUGCCAUAGUGCGGCAACAGCAAGAGCCACUGUUGGUGGAAGAGGUCGGAUCUUCAGGUUACACUGCUCCCGAGAUAUUUACCCGCCACGGAUACGACAGCAAAGUCGAUGUCUGGAGCUUCGGGAUUGUUCUGUGGGAGCUAGCUUCAUGUUGUGUGCAGGAUCGUCUUAACCCGUUCAUGGGAAUGGCAGGCGACGAGUUUGUCACUAAAGCUCAAGGCGGAUGCCGUCCCAAACUCGCCCAUGCGCACCAAGUCUGGUUCGGGCCAAUUGUCAAGAAAUGCUGGCGAUUCGAUCCAUCCCAAAGACCGGAUAUGGACGAAGUGGUCAAGCAGCUAGAGAAACUCAUCGGCGAGCUCUGA